This is a messenger RNA of Sardina pilchardus (European sardine), 3148 nucleotides long. RefSeq lists its product as uncharacterized. Bases 26 to 2977 code for a protein of 983 amino acids. Gene Ontology annotation, biological process: protein ubiquitination. The record is from RefSeq and is a predicted model, not a curated record. NCBI's taxonomy places the organism in Eukaryota, Metazoa, Chordata, Actinopteri, Clupeiformes, Clupeidae. The transcript has 11 exons. Gene Ontology annotation, cellular component: cytoplasm. Gene Ontology annotation, molecular function: zinc ion binding; ubiquitin protein ligase activity; protein binding.
AACACAGGAGUUUACUGUAACCAAAAUGGAGGAGGAUCUGACCUGUCCUGUGUGCUGUGACAUCUUCAAGAAUCCCGUCAUUUUGACCUGCGCUCACAGCAUCUGUAAAGCCUGUCUGCAGCAGUUCUGGGAGAGCAAAGGACACAGAGAAUGUCCCUACUGCAGGAGGAUGUGCUCUAAAGGAAGAUAUCCCCCUAACAUGGCGUUAAGGAAUCUGUGUGAGACCUUCUUAAAGGAACAAAGUCAGAGAGCUUCAGCAGGGUCUGAGGUGCUCUGCAAUCAGCACAGUGAGAAACUCAAGCUCUUCUGUCUGGAGGAUGAACAGCCUGUGUGUGUGGUGUGUCGAGACUCAAGAAAACACACCAACCACAAGUUCCACCCUGUUGAUGAAGCAGCCCUGGACCGCAAGGAGGAGCUCAAGAUCAAAUUGCAGCCCUUACAGAAGAAACUGAAGACCUUUGAGAAGACUAAAGUCACCUGUGAUCAAAUAGCUGAGCACAUCAAUACUCAGGCCCAGCACACAGAGAAGCAGAUCAAGGAGGAGUUUGAGAAGCUUCACCAGUUUCUACGAGAUGAAGAGGCAGCCAGGAUAGCUGCACUGAAGAAGGAAGAGAAGCAGAAGAGUCAGAUGAUGAAGAAAAAGAUUGAGAAGAUGAGCAGAGAGAUCUCAUCUCUUUCAGACACAAUCCGAGCCAUAGAAGAGAAGAUGGGAGCUGAUGACAUCACAUUCCUGCAGUCUCUCUCUCUUCUCUGUGGUUCUGAACCCAAACCCACAGCAGCACUGACUCCUGAAUGUUAUUCCAGAGCCCAGUGCACACUGCAGGAUCCAGAGAGGGUUUCAGGAGCUCUGAUCGAUGUGGCAAAGCACCUGGGCAACCUGAAGUUCAGAGUCUGGGAGAAGAUGCAGGAGACUGUUCAGUACACUCCUGUGACUCUGGAUCCCAACACUGCACACCCACAACUCAUCAUCCUGUCUGAGGAUCUGACCAGUGUGAGAAAUGGUGAUGAGGAGCAGCAGCUUCCUGAUAACCCAGAGAGAUUUGAUUACUAUGGCAGUGUCCUGGGCUCUGAGGGCUUUAACUCAGGGACUCACUGCUGGGAUGUGGAGGUUGGAGAGAACACAUGGUGGAGUGUGGGUGUGAUGGCAGAGUCUCUCCAGAGGAAGGGAGACUUUGUCAACAACUCCAACAUGAGUGGAUGGUGGUAUGUGUAUUAUAAUGAUGGUGAAUAUUAUGCAUGUGCUCCAUCACAACCCCCCACUCUCCUCACAGUGCAGCAGAAACUGCAGAGGAUCAGAGUGCAGCUGGACUGGGACAGAGGAGAGCUGUCAUUCUCUGAACCUGAUAAUAACACACACCUACACACUCACACACACACUUUCGCUGAGAGAGUGUUUCCAUACUUUAAUGUUGGUAGGGAGUCUCCUAUAAGGAUCCUCCCAGUGAAGGCUUCAGUAAGAGUAGAGCAGCACAGCUGGAGUUUUCAAGUUCGUGAAAGUGAAAGUAAAGUUCAUCAACAGAGAGGGAGAGGGAAACAUGUGCAUGGUGUAACCGUAUCACUAGUGUUGGAAAUGGCGUCAAAGGUAGAAGAGGAGAUAUCAUGUCCUGUGUGCUACCAGAUCUACCAAGAUCCCGUCAUCCUGUCCUGUAGCCACAGCUUCUGUAGAGAAUGUGUGCAGCAGUUCUGGGACACCAAAGGAUCCAGAGAAUGCCCCGUCUGCAGGAGGAAAUCGUCAGCUGACCCUCCCCGCCCAAAUUUGGCUUUAAGGAACCUGUGUGAGACUUUAUCUGUCACUGUCUUACAAGAGAGAGAUCAGACACUUGUACUCUGCAAAAAACACAAUAGAAAACUGGAGCUCUUCUGUCAGGAUGAUCAGCAGCUUUUGUGCCUGGUGUGUCGAGACUCAAAACUACACAAAACUCACAACUUCAGUCCUGCUGAAGAAGCAGGCUCUGAGAUGAAGGAGGAGCUCAAGGCCAAACUGCAGCCUCUACAGGAGAAACUGAAGGAGUUUGAGAAAGCUAAAGUUACCUGUGAUAAAACAGCUAAACACAUUAAGACUCAAACACAGAACACAGAGAAGCAGAUCAAGGAGGAGUUUGAGAAACUUCACCAGUUUCUAAGAGAUGAAGAGGCAGCCAGGAUAGCUGCACUGAAGGAGGAAGAGGAGCAGAAGAGUCAGAUGAUGAAGGAGAAGAUUGAGAAGAUGAGUAGAGAGAUCUCAUCUCUUUCAGACAUAAUCAGAGCCAUAGAGGAGAAGAUGGGAGCUGAUGACAUCACUUUCCUGCAGAACUACAAGAGCACAGUGGAAAGAGCCCAGUGCACACUGCUGGAUCCAGAGAGGGUUUCAGGAGCUCUGAUCAAUGUGGCAAAGCACCUGGGCAACCUGAAGUUCAGAGUCUGGAAGAAGAUGCAGGAGACUAUUCAGUACACUCCUGUGACUCUGGAUCCCAACACUGCCAAAUCCAGUCUCAUCCUGUCUGAAGAUCUGACUAGUAUGAGACGUGGUGAUGAGGAGAAGCAGCUUCCUGAUAACCCAGAGAGAUUUGAUCACUAUGGGAGUGUCCUGGGCUCUGAGGGCUUUAACUCGGGGACUCACUGCUGGGAUGUGGAGGUUGGAGAGAACACACUGUGGAAUGUGGGUGUGAAGGCAGAGUCAGCCCAGAGGAAGGGGAUAUAUGGCUAUGGAGUGAGUGGAGAGUGCCGUAUGUAUUAUAAACAUGGUAAAUAUGGAGCACGUGCCGCGCCACAGCCCUCCACUCGCCUCACAGUGCAGCAGAAACUCCAGAGGAUCAGAGUGCAGCUGGACUGGGACAGAGGAAAGCUCUCAUUCUCUGACCCUGAUAAUAACACACACAUACACACUCUCACACACACUUUCACUGAGAGAGUGUUUCCAUACUUUAAUGGCUGUAAGGUGUCUCCUCUGAGGAUCCUCCCAGUGAAGGCCUCAGUAAGAGUAGAGCAGCCCAGUUAGAGCUGAUUCUGCCUCUUCACCAGAACUGACUCACAGAGAGGGAAGCUGGAGAAAACUGUAUGAUAAAAACAAGGCCAAGUGAACACUGCACUAAUGCCACCUCAUAUGAUAAUGUAAAGCUGAACUGCUGUGUUUUAAACGAGUGAAGACUUAAAUAAACCACUACAUGUG